GCUAAGCAUAGCCUGUUAUAUUAGGUUUAAAGUAAAAGUCGUUUUUAGAUCAGUCAAGUCUCAUAUGAAAUGUCAAUAACAAAUCGUAAAAGCUCAAAGUGAUGAAAAAAACUUAACAUUUUGAAUUCAAAUACAGAUAAUUGUGUUAAGCUGUAACAUAAUCUGCUUUAACAUUUCCACCUGAAUACAUGUGAGAUUCCUCUCAGCUCUGUAAAUGAUCCCUCUCCCUGUUUAAUGUUGUUCCACGUGAUUUCCUCGGUGCAGAUCCCUACAGACUUUAAAAGCCUCAUCCAGAGGUUUUAUCUUCUUCAGUCCGAGCGAGUCGAGACAUAUCGGCUCUUUGAAGAAGGACAUGAGGCCUACUUGAGGACUGGGCCUCACUACGACUUCGACCACUACAGGCAGCUGGUCCACGAGAUAACGCAGGCGUUCUGUGGCAUCUCCACGGAAGUGCUGGAGAUCAAGGGCAAGCUGCACCAUGACUUGGACCGGGCAGACCUCUCUGAGCACAUCGACAAGCUGCAGAGCAAAGAGAAGCAGAGACUGGAACUGACGGCCAAGCUGCAGCUGGCCAGGCAGCGGGCCCAGGAUCACCCGGAGGACGAGGGCUGUCAAGACAAGAUUCAGGAGAUCAAGCACGAAAUCAUCAAGAACCAAGAGGCUCUGAGUGAGAUCAUGCAGGACUUGAAGUAUGACUCAGAGUGUGAUUGACAGGUGACCCCCCCAUGGGGCCGGCUGCCGCCCUCACAUCACCACACAGCGACGGGUCAAUGCGGCCCUGCUGCAAUUUCCAUCUUGUUCUCCUCAGCUGCAAUUAUCGACCCCCCCCUCUGGCUCCACCCUGCUCUCUGCUGCAGUCUUAUUCCAGUGUGUUUAGUGUGUGUGUGUGUGUGUGUGUGUGU
Messenger RNA from Limanda limanda (common dab), 902 nucleotides. It is a transcript of the gene rex1bd, whose product is annotated as required for excision 1-B domain containing. Lineage: Eukaryota; Metazoa; Chordata; Actinopteri; Pleuronectiformes; Pleuronectidae. The transcript is spliced from 4 exons. Bases 235 to 711 code for a protein of 158 amino acids. The record is from RefSeq and is a predicted model, not a curated record.